This is a messenger RNA of Hemicordylus capensis (graceful crag lizard), 1478 nucleotides long. It is a transcript of the gene OSGEP, whose product is annotated as O-sialoglycoprotein endopeptidase. The transcript has 13 exons. Gene Ontology annotation, biological process: tRNA threonylcarbamoyladenosine modification. The record is from RefSeq and is a predicted model, not a curated record. Gene Ontology annotation, cellular component: cytoplasm; EKC/KEOPS complex. NCBI's taxonomy places the organism in Eukaryota, Metazoa, Chordata, Lepidosauria, Squamata, Cordylidae. Bases 343 to 1350 code for a protein of 335 amino acids.
CCUCUCCUCAUAGGGGAGUUGGAGACCGAAGUUACAAAAGCAUCAAGACCUUCGGUUCCCAAUUGAACGAUGAGAAGCGAACCAAUGAUGGUAGAAAAGGACGCCACAGUUGUAGGGGCGUAGAUGGUUGAGAGACUCUCCCGUUGUUUCUUGCAUUCACAGACACAGGAACUUCUAAAUGUGCUUUUUAUACCUACGCUACGUCGCUCUUGCAUUACGUUCGUACCUUGCCCCGCAUAUGUCGACGUUCGAAUGGAAGCCGCAGACUUGAAGCUGGCACUGGGCUUGGAUUAGAGCAAAGACACCCAGGACGGGAUCCUGCCACGGGUUUCCUAGGAGGCUAUGCCCGUGGUGAUAGGAUUCGAGGGUAGCGCCAAUAAGAUUGGAGUGGGGAUUGUACGAGAUGGGGAAGUGCUGAGCAACCCCCGGCGGACAUAUGUCACCCCUCCGGGACAAGGUUUCCUGCCAGGUGACACGGCCCGUCACCACCGCUCGUGUGUCCUGGCUGUCCUGCAGGAGGCACUGAAGGAGGCCGGGCUGAAGCCACAAGACAUCGACGCUGUGGCUUUUACCAAAGGUCCAGGCAUGGGCGCCCCUUUGGUGACGGUGGCUAUUGUGGCCCGGACGGUGGCCCAGCUGUGGGGGAAGCCCCUUCUAGGGGUGAAUCACUGCGUGGGCCACAUUGAGAUGGGGCGGCUGCUGACCAGAGCCCAGAACCCAACAGUGCUGUACGUCAGUGGUGGGAACACUCAGGUCAUUGCAUAUUCUGAGCGCCGAUAUCGUAUAUUUGGGGAGACGAUUGACAUUGCAGUGGGGAACUGCCUAGACCGUUUUGCCCGGGUGUUGAAGAUCUCAAAUGACCCCAGUCCAGGCUACAACAUUGAACAGAUGGCCAAGAAGGGCCAAAAGCUGGUUGAACUUCCGUAUACUGUGAAAGGCAUGGAUGUGUCUUUUUCUGGGAUCUUAUCCCAUAUAGAGGAAGUGGCUCACAGAAUGCUUGCUGCUGGGGAGUGCACUCCAGAAGACCUCUGCUUCUCCCUGCAGGAGACUGUGUUUGCUAUGCUGGUGGAGAUCACAGAACGAGCCAUGGCGCACACUGGGUCCCAUGAGGCACUGAUUGUGGGUGGAGUAGGGUGUAAUGAGCGACUGCAGGAAAUGAUGGAGAUCAUGUGCCAGGAAAGAGGGGCAAAACUCUUUGCGACAGAUGAGAGAUUCUGCAUCGACAAUGGGGCCAUGAUUGCUCAAGCUGGCUGGGAGAUGUUCCAGUCCGGUCAAGUUACUGCACUUAAAGAUUCAUGGAUUACACAGAGGUAUCGUACAGAUGAAGUGGAGGUGACGUGGCGGGAUUAACCCCUUACUUUCUGUAUGGAACCAUCAUGUCUUGGAAGCAAUACAAAGAGAAGCAUGAAGAUUGUGGGUGUAGCAGGGUUAUUCAGUGGGAAACAAAUUCAACCUGGAAUAAAUAUGUUGGUUUUGUA